This is a messenger RNA of Spea bombifrons (plains spadefoot toad), 2121 nucleotides long. It is a transcript of the gene CNPPD1, whose product is annotated as cyclin Pas1/PHO80 domain containing 1. The coding region runs from base 120 to 1490 and encodes 456 amino acids. Gene Ontology annotation, cellular component: cyclin-dependent protein kinase holoenzyme complex; nucleus. The record is from RefSeq and is a predicted model, not a curated record. Gene Ontology annotation, molecular function: cyclin-dependent protein serine/threonine kinase regulator activity; protein kinase binding. The transcript has 8 exons. Gene Ontology annotation, biological process: regulation of cyclin-dependent protein serine/threonine kinase activity. NCBI's taxonomy places the organism in Eukaryota, Metazoa, Chordata, Amphibia, Anura, Pelobatidae.
ACCGGAAGAGAGGCCAUUCUAGCGGAGGCGCGCGGGGUGAGGCAGAGCGAUAGGAGCGACGGGGACCUGCGAGGACUCGAGGGAUCCUCUCAGCACUAGCCGGUUGCGCCAAGGCCGCCAUGGAGCGCAGAAUGUCUGGGAUAUUUCGGGGUCUCACCCCGCGGGACGACGGCAGGUUCCACCUGCCCGGGGCCCGCCAGGACUUCCAGGAAAUUCCGUUUCUUCCUGGGCAUCCUCAGCUGAGCGAGAGGGUUCGGAAACGUCUUUACUACAGCUGGGAAGGAGACUGCGCCAUGGAAAAUCUCUCUAGCCCAGUGGCUGAUAUUGCAGUGGAACUGCUGCAAAAAGCGGCCCCCAGUCCCAUCCGUCGUUUGCAGAAAAAAUAUGCAGCACAUGUGUCCAGGGAGGCUUGUAUCUCUCCAUGUUCUAUGAUGCUGGCCUUGGUUUACAUCGAAAGACUUCGGAACAGGAACCCUGAGUACCUUCAGCAAAUUUCAUCAUCUGAUCUGUUCCUCGUAUCCAUGAUGGUAGCCAGCAAGUACCUGUAUGAUGAGGGUGAAGAAGAGGAGGUAUUUAAUGAUGAGUGGGGGGCAGCUGGAAGACUCGAUGUCCAAACAGUCAACACGUUGGAGAUGAACUUCCUCCGAGCCAUUGACUGGAGUUUAUACACUCACCCCAGGGAAUUCUUCCAGGUGCUGCGAUGGUUGGAAGGACGGGUGGCAGAACAGCAGGGUAUGAAGAGGGGUUGGUUUACGUACACAGACCUGUGUGUGCUGCUGGAGCAAAGCCUGUGGCAGAAGGUGUUCGGUGACUUCUGUCAGCAAGUUACCAAGCUUGCUUGCAUUCUGGGCCUUGUGUAUUUGACGGGAGUUGCCACCUUGUUUGCUUCGGUUGCUGUAUUGCACAAGGCGACGUGGGGGAUCAACAGCACGGAACUGCUUCCUUCAGCUACAGAGCAGAGCCCAGAUGGAGGAAUCUUUAUACCGCUCACUUUACCAGCAUCUGUUUCCCCAGAAGACAGCCUCGGAUCUGCCACGCCGGUUCCUCCGUGUUCUCUGGAAGAGCAGUCCUUGGAGAGACGGUCAGGGGUUACGGCAACGGCUUUCUACCUCUGGGGCUCGGUGUUAACAGCACUUGCCUACAGUGAUACAGGGGGCUUUGGCGGUGAGGAAUCCCAACCUCCGGACCAGCAUUGUCCUUACUGCUCCAAAGCCAAAAUAUCCACAUGGCCCCAGACCAGCAAACACAACAGCACUUGGUACAGCUCCAAACAGUAUAACCGUGCCUUCCGUGGACUAGCCCACUACAGCUUUCCUGAUACUCUCCUUUGCUCAAGCUGCCCAAACUCCUGCUCGGUGAUAGCCGAUGAUCCCAUCCUCUUGCCAAGUCCUGUGCCCAAGACAGACUUAUCUGGCCCUCUGGAACUAAGGCAGUCGUCCUGCGCAACCACUGAUAUUGCUAGGUUAAAAACGUUCAUUGUCCCAGGAUAGUCGCUUCAAAAGUUACACGGGCUCCUCCAGGCAGAACAGACAAAAAUGUAACCCUAUUGUUUUAGAGAUGGGGCAGGUUAAAGCCUUCAGGACUUGAUGUUAUGUCAAUAACAUAGUAUUGUUUAUGCACUUUUUUAACAAUCUAGUUCUUCUUUUAAUGCACAAGUUACUAUUUUUGCCAUUUAACAGAAAAUUGCAUAUACAAACAGGAAUGGAUUAUUGGCCACCACUGAACAAGUAGGUUUGUGAAAUGCUUGUUCUAACAAUGAAUACUUUUUUAAAUAAGAAACAAGUUGUUCCUAAGAAGUCAGGAACAUUUAUCUAGUUAAGAUUGCGAUUUAAAAGGUUGUGUUCGGUAACCAUUGCCUUUGCACAUAACGAAUGCCACUUAGUUUUCCAUGCACUCUAUCUUGGAUUUAGCCAUCAUAUGCACUCUAGCAAAUUGAUAUGUUUUCCUUUUUCUUUGGCUAUUCAUCUUUAAAUUGUAUUAUGUACUCACGCAGUACUUAGCAUUGAAAUGCUAUUUUUAAUAUUUGCUCUAAACAGUCACUCUCCGCCGGAUUAUAUUUUUGCCUAUUUGUCCUGGAUUUCUACAGUUCUUUAAAUAAACAAAAAUGCACAGUAAAGUGCU